AUGUUUCCACCGCCCCCCGCCGCUCUCGACUGGAACGACAUCGGUUUCAAAGUGCGCGAUGUCAAUGGCCAUGUCGAAUGCCACUUUUCCCACGCCGGCAAUGGCCAGUGGUCGCGCCCUCGCUUCGUCGCCUCGCCCUUCAUGACCAUCCACGGAAUGGCACCGGGCCUGAACUACGGCCAGCAGGUCUACGAAGGACUGAAAGCCUUCCGCCACGCAGAAAAUGGUAAAAUUACUAUUUUUCGUCCCGAUCGUAACGCAAAACGCAUGCAGGAUUCGGCCGAGGUCGUCUCUAUCCCGCCAGUUCCGGAAGACCUAUUCCUUGAGUGCGUGGCGCUGGCCGUUGGGGCCAAUGCCGAAUUUGUGCCGCCGCAUGACUCUGGCGCGGCAAUGUACGUGCGUCCGCUACUGUUUGGUUCUUCGGCACAGCUCGGAUUGAGCCCUCCAGAUGGGUAUACACUGGCGGUGUUUGUCAUGCCGACGGGGGUGUACCACGGUGCGCAUGCCGUGGACGCACUGAUCCUAGAGGACUUUGAUCGUUCUGCACCGCAUGGAACCGGCAAUGCCAAAGUCGGCGGCAACUAUGCCCCCGUCUUGCGACAUAGUGAUAAGGCUCGGAACGAGGGAUUCGGGAUUACGCUCCAUUUAGAUAGUGCGACGAGGAGCGAGAUCGAUGAAUUCUCAACCUCCGCCUUCAUUGGCGUUAGACGGGACGGCAAUAAUGUGACUGUCGUUCAAUCGGACAGUCGAAAUGCAAUUGAUUCAGUCACCGCUGCGUCUGUGGGAGAUAUUGCACGGAAACUGGGCUAUCGUGUUGAGAAACGCAGGGUUGCGUACGAAGAACUAGGCCAGUUCGACGAGGUCUUUGCAGCUGGCACUGCGGCAGCACUGGUGCCUGUCCGGAGUAUCACGAUGCGUUCAAGGGGAGAUAGAUUCGAGUAUCGCUCCGGCGAUCAGGGCCAGGGUGGCGAGGUUUGCGUAAAGCUGUUGCAGACGCUGCGAGGCAUUCAGUCGGGCGCGAUCGAAGACGAUAUGAAGUGGAAUUACGAGGUCUCGGCGCCGCCCAAGGAGUGGUUGGAAGAGGGAGUUGCUGAAAAGUCCGACAGCGGUGCAAAUGUGCCUUGA
Messenger RNA from Penicillium argentinense, 1125 nucleotides. Its product is annotated as branched-chain amino acid aminotransferase. NCBI's taxonomy places the organism in Eukaryota, Fungi, Ascomycota, Eurotiomycetes, Eurotiales, Aspergillaceae. Gene Ontology annotation, biological process: branched-chain amino acid metabolic process. Gene Ontology annotation, molecular function: branched-chain-amino-acid:2-oxoglutarate transaminase activity. The transcript is spliced from 2 exons. The record is from RefSeq and is a predicted model, not a curated record. Bases 1 to 1125 code for a protein of 374 amino acids.